AUGGCCCGGGCAACGUCCGUGGCUCCAAAGGUCAAGGGCUGGGAGGCCGCCUGCGUGUCGCUCGAGGCGAACUUUAAUGCCCCCGUUGCCCCCAAAUCUACCAUUGCCGACCGGAAUCCGGAUUAUUCCAUCUUGUCGUCGCGGUCGAUGCCGGUGAAUAUCCUUGGUGCCACGCCGGGAGAGCCGAUCGCUGUGCUGGGGACCCAGAGGCGCCUCGCUGAGAUCGUCGAGCUGAUCCAUACCGCCUCGCUGCUCCACGACGACGUGGUGGAUCAUGCCGAGACUAGACGCGGAAUGCCGAGUGCGAACGUGUUCAGCGGCAACAAGCUGAGCGUCCUGGCGGGUGACUACAUGCUUGGCCGGGCGUCCGUGUUCCUGGCCAGACUGAGACAGCCGGAGGUUACCGAGCUCAUCGCCGAGGUCAUCUCGGAGCUGGUCAAGGGCGAACUGUACCAGCUCACCAAUACUCAGGCUGACUACGGCUCGGCGGAGUACCUCUCCAAGUCGCUGGACUACUACCUGGAGAAGACGUACCUCAAGACUGCCUCGCUGAUCAGCAAGUCCUGCCGUGCGGCGGCGGUGCUGGGCGGCGCAACGGAGGAGGUGUCGCAUGCUGCAUAUACCUACGGAAGACACAUGGGCCUGGCCUUCCAGCUGAUCGACGACGUGCUGGACUACACCAGCAGCAGCGAGGAGCUCGGGAAGCCCGCGACGGCGGACCUGGAGCUGGGACUCGCCACUGCACCGGUAUUCUACGCAUGGGAGGAGUUCCCCGAGCUCGGCCCCAUGAUCGCGCGGAAGUUCGAGCAGCCGGGAGACGCGGCAAAGGCACGGGAAAUGGUUUACAAGUCCAAUGGAAUCGAGCGAACACGGGAACUGGCACAGUCGUUCUGUGACACGGCGAAAGAGGCGAUCCAGAUCUUCCCCGACACCGAAGCGCGAGCGGGUCUGGAGGAGGUCCUGAACAUGGUGCUCACACGGAAGAAGUAA
Molecule: messenger RNA, 990 nt
Organism: Tricharina praecox
Lineage: Eukaryota; Fungi; Ascomycota; Pezizomycetes; Pezizales; Pyronemataceae
Product: isoprenoid synthase domain-containing protein
Exons: 2
Coding region: 1-990 (329 amino acids)
Biological process (GO): ubiquinone biosynthetic process; isoprenoid biosynthetic process
Cellular component (GO): transferase complex
Molecular function (GO): prenyltransferase activity
Source: RefSeq, a predicted model, not a curated record